This is a messenger RNA of Fusarium verticillioides 7600, 294 nucleotides long. RefSeq lists its product as hypothetical. Bases 1 to 294 code for a protein of 97 amino acids. Lineage: Eukaryota; Fungi; Ascomycota; Sordariomycetes; Hypocreales; Nectriaceae. The transcript has a single exon. The record is from RefSeq and is a predicted model, not a curated record.
AUGACUUGCAAUCUCUGUUCCCAAACAAGUUCACGAGCGUCUGGGUUGGUGGCAGGCCAACACGCCUCGCUGUUCGGUAUGUAUUCCUCAUACCACCACACCAACAAAGACAUCCAAGCUAAGUCAAACUUCUGGGCAUCCAGUUCGUGCCCUGUCCAAUAUUCUGUCUCCCCACGUGUGGUGAUUGCCCAUUCUCAGCAAACUAUCGUCGCCCGGCGUGUCCGGCUUCUUCAACGGAGACAUACCCAAUUCCUAGCAGAUCUCGAUCUGCCUCGAGCACAAAUCGCCCAUUGA